GGGAGUGAUCUUUGCAUGGUCCACGCCCAGGGAGUGAGAUAUGAGCUCAGCACUUCUCCUGGCUGGGUCUUAUUCAGUGGGGAUCCUGGCAGGAAAAAAAGGGCAGAUAUGCAGUGCGUAAGGAAGCAGCCGAAAAGGAGCAAGUCGCUGGAAUUACUUCAUCAUGAGCAAAGCCCGAAUAUAACCAGCGUUAACCUGAGGCUCCUGGGCAUGGAUGGAGAUCCUGAUUUGAAUUUUCUUCUGAAAGGCGCAGAGCUUGUGAAGGUUCGUUCGGGCUCGUGGAGAAAGGUGCGCUUCUACAAGCUGCAGGAGGACUGCAAGACUGUGUGGCAUGAGUCCAAAAAAACCCUGCGACCAAAGCACACCUUCUCCAUUGAGGACGUAGAGUGUGUUCGCGCCGGCCGGCACACAGAGGGUCUCAGGAAGUACACGGAGGAGUUGAUGGAAUUGCGGGCAUUCUCCAUUCUGUUCAAGGGACACCACAAAAACCUCGACCUGAUUGCCACCUCCGAGGAGGAGGCCAAGCACUGGGUGUCAGGCCUGGAGAAGAUCAUCUCCAACAUGAGCAAGCUUAGCCAACAGCAAAGGAUCGAACACUGGAUCUUCAACUGUCUGCGUAAGGCUGACAUGAACUGUGACAGGAAGAUGAGUCCAGCAGAGGUGAAGAGCUUCCUGCACGACAUCAACGUAGACGUGAACGAAGAAUACUUCAAGAUGCUAUUUGAGAAAUGCGAUCAGUCUAAAACCGGACUACUGGAGGGUAAAGAAGUUAAGUCCUUGUACGAGAUCCUGACCGACAGGGAAGAGAUCGACGUGAUCUACAAAACGUACGCAAAAACCGAAGGAUUAAUGAGUGCCGUCAACCUGCUAGACUUCCUUAUAACGGAGCAGAGGGAGAAGGUGGAUCUCAUUCAAGCCACUCAGCUCAUCGAGAAGUAUGAAGUAGAUGAAACGGCCAAAGCAAAGCAGCUGAUGACCAAAGAUGGCUUUCUGAUGUACCUGCACCAACCCGAAGCACUGAUCAUGAGCCCGGCGCGUAAGAGCGUGUACCAGGACAUGAACCAGCCGUUAAACCACUAUUUCAUCUCCUCCUCACACAACACGUACCUUCUGAAGGACCAACUCAAAGGGCCGAGCAGCACCGAGGGCUACAUACGAGCGCUAAUGAAAGGCUGCCGCUGUGUGGAGCUGGACAUCUGGGACGGCUCGGACGGGGAGCCGGUCAUCUAUCAUGGCUACACCUUGACCUCCAAGAUCCUCUUUAAGGACGUUAUCCAAGCCAUUAAAGACUACGCCUUUAAGACGUCAGAGUAUCCAGUGAUCCUGUCCCUGGAGAACCACUGCAGCAUCGAACAGCAGAAGAUGAUGGCAACGCACAUGUGCUCUAUCCUGGGUAGUGCUCUGAUCACCAAACCUCUGGGAGAACACAUGCCCACAGCGCUGCCCUCUCCAGAGGAGCUGAAGGGUCGGUUUCUGAUCAAAGGCAAAAGCCUGAAGAAACUGGAGGAUUACUUCUCGGACCAGGUCGCUACAGCAGAAGAAGAGUGUGUGACCGAAGAAGAAGAUAGUCGUGAUGAUGAAGAGCUGGAUCAUUCUGAAAACAAAAAGAAGUCAAAGACGCUGCAUCUCGCUAAAGAGCUUUCCGACCUCGCCAUCUAUUGCAGAAGCGUCAAGUUCCAUGGAUUCGAGCAUGCGAGGACUCACCAUUCCUUUUACGAGAUAUCCUCUUUUAAAGAAGGGGACGCACUGAACUUUGCAGACAAGUCGGCAAAUGAAUACAUUCAUCAUAAUGCGGCCAAGCUGAGUAGGAUUUACCCCUCAGGGGCAAUAAGGACAAAUUCCUCCAACUACACCCCCGUGCCUCUGUGGAACUCUGGCUGCCAAAUCGUGGCCCUGAACUUCCAGACACCUAGCGCAGAGAUGGAUCUGAACCACGGCCUGUUCAGCCAAAACGGACAGAGCGGUUAUGUCCUGAAGCCAGCCUACCUACGAGACAAAGAGUCCGAGUUCGACCCCAUCACGCUCGUCAGAGGACCGUGGCUCAAACACGUCGAGUUCCAUUUGAUGGUGAUCUCAGCACAGCAGUUACCCAAACUGAGUGAGAAGUCACUAUCCAUUGUAGAUCCCCUGGUGCGAGUGGAGAUCCACGGCGUUCCUGCAGACACAUCCAAAAAUGAGACGAAGCCCGUUCAUAACAACGGUUUCAAUCCCAUGUGGAACGAGAAUUUCCAGUUUGACCUUUACGUGCCUGAACUUGCUCUGGUGCGCUUCGUUGUGGAGGAUUACGAUUGUGUGACCAGUAACGACUUCAUCGGCCAGUACACAGCACCCUUCACCAGCCUACAGAACGGAUAUCGCCAGGUGCCGCUGUACAACCAGAACGGAGACCUCCUCUUUUCAGCUCAACUUUUUGUCCACAUCAUGGUUGUGGAGGCAGAAUAAGUCUGAAGACCCAGUUUUUAUUCCAGCGCUUCCCGUCCAGGCUCAAGUCAGAGAAAGACUCAAGUUUGGUGCUGGAUUGGGAGCCAGCGAGACACUGCAGGACGUCACGUAACCUCCAUCACGGUCAACAUUAAACAUGUAGCUGUAGUAUGAUACACUGAGCAGUUAAUGAACUAGAUGGAUAUUUUCUUAUAGAUGUUUUUAGAUGUUUUUAAAGAGUGCAACUUGACUUUUAAUACAUUCCACUAUUUAAGAUUUUACCUCCUCGUGCGUGUACAAAUGUGUGAACUGAAAAAGAAUAAAAUAGCCAGCUGUAGUGAAGACUACAAGCUGCUACUGCUAAAGG
Messenger RNA from Tachysurus vachellii, 2788 nucleotides. RefSeq names its product phospholipase C, delta 1b (gene plcd1b). NCBI's taxonomy places the organism in Eukaryota, Metazoa, Chordata, Actinopteri, Siluriformes, Bagridae. Gene Ontology annotation, molecular function: calcium ion binding; phosphatidylinositol-4,5-bisphosphate phospholipase C activity. The transcript has 15 exons. Gene Ontology annotation, biological process: phosphatidylinositol-mediated signaling; lipid metabolic process. The coding region runs from base 16 to 2442 and encodes 808 amino acids. The record is from RefSeq and is a predicted model, not a curated record.